Messenger RNA from Tetrahymena thermophila SB210, 372 nucleotides. Its product is annotated as transmembrane protein, putative. The annotation marks the transcript as partial. Lineage: Eukaryota; Ciliophora; Oligohymenophorea; Hymenostomatida; Tetrahymenidae. The record is from RefSeq and is a predicted model, not a curated record. The transcript has a single exon.
CAAUAUUAAGCAUAAUAAACUAAAAUUACUAGUAAAAUUAAAUUAAUGCUUCCAAAAUAGAAGUAUUUAAUUGCUUUUUUUAGCAAACAAAAGUUAACACCUAAGCAAAUCCUCUAUUUAUCUCAUCUUUUUACCAGACUACAGUAACAAUUUCCAAUUCCAACUUUCAUGACAAUUAAUUAAGUGGUCUUCUUAAUCCCUAAACAUAAUCAACUACUGCUAUUUAGGUAUUAAAUUCUGGAGGAGAUAUAAUACUUUAUAAUAACACUUUUUAAAACUCUAAGUCUAACUCAUAGUAUAAUUUUCUAUAUUUUUAGAGCAAUUCUACUAAGAUAAAUAAUUGUACAUUUAGCAAAUCUUCAUUUGACCUGA